Messenger RNA from Triticum aestivum (bread wheat), 686 nucleotides. RefSeq lists its product as uncharacterized. Bases 88 to 447 code for a protein of 119 amino acids. The record is from RefSeq and is a predicted model, not a curated record. The transcript has a single exon. Lineage: Eukaryota; Viridiplantae; Streptophyta; Magnoliopsida; Poales; Poaceae.
ACCACCAAGCAUGCAUGCACUCCAUUAAUACAACACCUCACAAACCUCACAACAGCACCGAGAAAAAUUGCGAGAUUUGAGACCGAGAUGGCCUCCUUUUCCUCCGCCUCUGUGCUCGCUCUGACGAUCAUGGCGGUGCUCGUCGCCGGUGCCCGGUGCAGCACCUCGGGCAAGGUUGGCUUCGCACUCACGAAGGGUUCCAGCCCCACCAAUCUCAUCGUGGCCGCCAAGUCCUUUGGCGGCACUACCGACGACUUCUCCAAGAUGCAGGUCAAGGGGCAGGGCUCGGACAAGUGGAUUGACAUGAGCAAUGCGGGGAGCUCCGGCAAGGGGAACUCCGUCUGGAAGGCCGUAUCCUCUACCGCACUCAAGGCCCCUCUCGCCAUCCGUUACCAGACAAAGCAGGGCACGACUGUUGUGAAUGACGACGCCAUCCAUUCAUUUUAGAAGAUCCGUACAUCCAUGCAUGCUGCGGAACCUAAGGGCACUCUAUGCUCAUUAUUUUGUUACGUUUCAUAAUUUUGACCUACAUGCCAAUAUGAUGAUCAUCUUCCCGGGGAAAGGAAAGGUGUAGCAGAAAAAAUAAUCCAUUUUUAGAAUGGCCUAGUUUCAUGGCAUGUCUUCCGUGACCUGUGAAUGUACACUGAAAAACAGGCUCCUCUGUACGACUAUAAGAUUUAGGAACU